Molecule: messenger RNA, 524 nt
Organism: Amphimedon queenslandica
Lineage: Eukaryota; Metazoa; Porifera; Demospongiae; Haplosclerida; Niphatidae
Product: dehydrogenase/reductase SDR family member 11-like
Exons: 5
Coding region: 52-390 (112 amino acids)
Source: RefSeq, a predicted model, not a curated record
GAUAUCAAGUCAAGGAAAAUUGAUGAUGGACAUAUUGUCUUCAUAAACAGUAUGUCUGGUCAUCGUGUUACUAACUAUUCUCAUUUCUAUUGUGCCACUAAAUAUGCUGUGACUGCACUAGUUGAAGGGAUAAGACAAGAAUUGAGAGAAAUGAAAACCAACACUAGAAUAACAGCUAUAUCCCCUGGCCUGGUUCGUACUGAGUUCAGAGGACGUGCAUCAAAAGCUGCUGACAUAGAGCAGUCAAAGAAAGACUAUGAUUCACUAGUGUAUAAUGGUCAGCCUCUAGAGGCAGUUGAUAUGGCUUCAGCUGUUCUGUUUGCAUUAUCAGCACCACCAAGAAUGGAAGUUAAUGAUAUUUAUAUCAGGCCAACCGCACAAGUUCAUUAAAAAGAAAUGGAGAAAGUGCUUGUCAGUAUUAUUAACAUUUGUGAUGCCUGAAUUUUUUUGAUUUUAGUAAAAAAAUUAAAGCUGCUAAAAAUCAUGUAAAAAUAAGACUUGAAUGCAAUUUGCAUCAAUAACAA